Messenger RNA from Effrenium voratum, 501 nucleotides. The record is from the annotation of a GenBank genome assembly. NCBI's taxonomy places the organism in Eukaryota, Dinophyceae, Suessiales, Symbiodiniaceae.
AUGGGCGAAGAGAAAGAGAAGAAGAAGCGAAAGGAGAGGUCCAGGUCCCGAUCGAAGGGGCGCAAACAGAAAGACGACGAGGAGGAUGAGGAGUAUCAAAAACGGCGGGACGCCGAAAGGGCUAAGAAGGAAGAGGCGCUGAAGAAGCGAGAGGAGCAGCGUCAGAAAGAGGAGGAGGAGCAGGAACGCCAGAAGAUGGAAGAAGACGCCAGACGCAUGGACCGAACCGUCAUGGUCGUGGGUCUCAGCACCCGCGCGGACGAGCGGGACGUCUUCGAGUUCUUCAGCGGCCGCGCCGGGGUGGUCAAGGACGUCCAGAUCAUCCGGGACGCGCGUACUGGGAAAUCUAAGGGGGUUUGCUUCGUGGAGUUCUCCGCGGCGGAGGGCAUGGUGAAGUCCCUGAGCAUGACUGGCCAGACCAUCAAGGGCGCGCGGGUGAGCAUCCAACAGUCUCAAGUGGCGGAGGGCCGUGGAACGCAUGCCAGCAGAGGGCACAUGUGA